AUGCAGGAUGUGCCAUAUAUGGGUACUUUAGAUUGGUCAAUAAGCUCAAGAUUGAAGGAUGUGAUGAACCAAUUUCAAAAGCAUCUGGACAAUCUUCAAGAAUUUUGGUCUGUCUUGGAUGAUAUCGACAAGUCUCUCUGUGUUGUUGAUGCUAAGCAACCAUCUCGUGCUUCUCCUGUCCGUCGGAUUCAUGCUGCGAAUUGCUUAGACAGGUGCCGGUUUAUUGGUCCUGUGCCUCUGCAUAUGAACGACUUAUGGAGAAGAAAUAGCAAAAAAUGGUCAAAGGAAAAACCAUUCCCUGAGAACCUUGAAUGUAUUUUAGGUACUGAGCUUCCAAAGCGUACAAAUCUCCAAGCAGAAGACCAUCAUCAACAAAUUGAAUGCGGAAUUUGCUAUGCGCAGUUUCUACCCACCGAUGAGGAACUCGGAGCUAGAAGUGGGACGAGAACACACUACACCUGCGAAAACAUCAGUUGCAACAAGUCUUUCCAUAGCAUUUGCCUCACAGACUGGUUAAGGUCUAUCACAACAACGAGACAGUCAUUUGAUGUUCUGUUUGGGAACUGCCCUUACUGUUCAGACCCAGUCGCAGUCAAAAUCAACAACAAAUAG
Arabis nemorensis is the source of this 612-nucleotide messenger RNA. The record is from the annotation of a GenBank genome assembly. Lineage: Eukaryota; Viridiplantae; Streptophyta; Magnoliopsida; Brassicales; Brassicaceae.